Eruca vesicaria subsp. sativa (arugula) is the source of this 922-nucleotide messenger RNA. NCBI's taxonomy places the organism in Eukaryota, Viridiplantae, Streptophyta, Magnoliopsida, Brassicales, Brassicaceae. The record is from the annotation of a GenBank genome assembly.
CCCUAAUGAUAGUCUUUUCGUCUCACCGGAGAGAUACACACAGAAACACUAUAGAGAGAAAGAGAGAGAGUUUGAGAAGAGAGAGAGAGAGAGAGAGAAAAAUAUAAUGGAUCAAGAAGAAUUAUUGGGAACGCUAAGAUACGCUGGUGAGGCGCAUGAUAAGGUUUCCGUUGACACUCUCAUGCUCCGGUACCGACCGAUAGCUCCAAAACCGACGACCGGUCAGCCAUGCGACAACAAGAACUCAUACGGUCUGAGUAAAAGAACCAAACGAAAGUACGUUAGGGUUUCAAAGAAUAACAACACCACGUGUCGAGGAAAGAACAGAUCUGACUUGUCUGAUCACCGGGAACAAACUGGAGUCGUGACACUUCAACUCAUGCCGGAAAAAUCAGAUCUCGCAGGCCACUACACGCCGUUAGACUUAGAUCCGAUGGUGAUGAAAACGAUAACCGGGGAGGAAACAAGAGAAACCAACACGUGGGCCUUGUUUAACGGCGGCGUCACGACGGAGGUGGAGACGUGGGUGACGGUUGAGUCCGUUACUGGCGUGUGUGACGGUAGCUCGAGUUCUCAUGCGGUGGAGUGUACGGACGUUGAGAUGGUUGAUACCUUAAGUAAAGACACGUGUCCAGCGUUUGUGUCUGAUGCCUCGAACCGGGUUGUUUGGGUGAACGAGGCUUACCGGAUAAAUGUUUCCGGUGAAGAUCCGUCGUCGUUGUCGUUGCCGGAAGUCACGGUGUGGUUGGUGAUGGAGGAGUGUUGUAAUAACUACAAAGCUUUCACGUGUAGGGUGAGGAUGCAGUACACGUGGCAAGAGACUAGGUACACUAAAACGGUGCCGUGUGAUGUGUGGAAAAUGGAGUUUGGUGGCUUUGCAUGGAGGCUAGACACAACAGCUGCUCUAACUCUCUGGCUUUGA